Messenger RNA from Ochotona princeps (American pika), 600 nucleotides. RefSeq names its product USP6 N-terminal-like protein. The record is from RefSeq and is a predicted model, not a curated record. Bases 1 to 600 code for a protein of 199 amino acids. The transcript is spliced from 8 exons. NCBI's taxonomy places the organism in Eukaryota, Metazoa, Chordata, Mammalia, Lagomorpha, Ochotonidae.
AUGCUAAAACACUAUAGCAAGUACCAUGACAGUGAGAAGUUCCAUCAACACAUUUUUAAGGGAAUCCCUGGUCAGGUGCGCGGGAAGGUGUGGAGGCUACUCCUGGGUGUGGAUGCAAAGAAAGCCCAGAAGCCAGGCAAAUUUGAGGAGCUUAAAGAGCAAGCCAAGCUGUGCUCCAAUCAAUUUCAUCAAAUUGAUUCUGCGGUGUGUUGGACAUUUAGAAACCACCUCAUGUUCCAAAAACGAUAUGGACUAAAGCAGCGAGGUUUGUUCGAAGUCUUGAUGGCCUAUGCCAUGUAUAAGCCGGAGGUGGGCUAUGGCCAGGGCCUGAGCCACAUAGCGGCCCUGCUGCUCAUGUGGCUAGGUGAGGAGGAUGCAUUUUGGGCUCUGGUCCAGCUCAUGGAGAAGGAAAAAUACUCAAUGGAUGGUCUCUACAAACCUGGAUUGCCACAGCUGGAAAAGCUCCAGGAACAUCUGGGUGAUACUGUGCAGUGCACAAUGCCCACUCUCUCAAAACACCUGGAGGAGCAGGGAGUGAGCCUCAAGACCUGCACCACACACUGGUUCACCCAGUGUUUCCUGGAUGCUAACGCCUACUGA